AUGGAGGUCGACCUGGGGAGGAGGCUCCGCUUCCCAGAGGCGGUACUGUCCACCUCUCUUAGACCAGACAUAGUUAUGUGGUCCCCAGAGGGAAAGAAAAUCAUCCUGGUGGAACUUAUUGUCCCGUGGGAGGAGGGAUGUGAGGAAGCAGCAGAGAGGAAUGUCCCUCUGGCUGAGAAGCUCCUCGAGAAGAACCUGACUAUUGUUGGGACUCUUCGCCAGAACAAACCAGACAUACCACCUAUCAUGAAGCCAAGCAAAUCACGGAUGAUUCAUAGCUCAGAAUUCGGGUUUAAUGGCAACAUGACCAUUGUGAGCUAUGUGCAGAAGAAAGGAAAGGCUGUUGUCCUUCUGAGCACAAUGCAUAAUGACAAAGCAGUGGAUGACAGUCAGAAGAAGAAACCAGAAGUGAUACUGUACUACAACAGACCAAAAGGGGAGUGGACACAACAGAUCAGAUGUCCGAGCCCCAGUUUGACUGUAAGUCCUAAUCUUUGUCCAAGUCCUUGCCCGAGCACCGAAGUCCUUGCCCAAGCCCUAGUGUUAGUCUCUUCCCUCCUCGUAGUAGUUGCCCUUGUUUCAGACUUUCCCCUAGUUCCCCUCGGCGGGCCCCUGUGCCUGCUCCUCGGCUGUAAUCCGACACCAGCUCCUCGGCUGAAGCCGACUCAUGCUCCUCGGCUGAAGCCGACUCCUGCUCCUCGGCUGAAGCCGACUCCUGCUCCUCGGCUGAAGCCGACUCCUGCUCCACGGCUGAAGCCGACACCUGCUCCUCGGCUGAAGCCGACACCUGCUCCUCGGCUGAAGCCGACACCUGCUCCUCGGCUGAAGCCGGCUCCAGCUCCUGAUCCUCUGCCGGCUCCAGCUCCUGAUCCGCUGCCGGCCUCUGCACCUGAUCCGCUGCCGGCCUCUGCACCUGAUUCCCUGCCGGCCUCUGCAACUGCUUCCCUGCCGGCAUCAGCACCUGCUUCCCUGCCGGCAUCAGCACCUGCUUCCCUGCCGGCAUCAACACCUGCUUCCCUGCCGGCAUCAGCACCUGCUUCCCUGCCGGCAUCAGCACCUGCUCCUCUGCCGGCAUCCACACCAGCAUCGGUGCCUGCUUCGGUUGCAGCCCCCACGCCUUCGUCUGCUGCUGCCAAGCCGAGUCCUCCUCCACGUCGGCCACGGGAGUGGCCGUACCCCGGGCGUCCGCCUCAGCAGGCGCGUCCACCUCCACAACGGCCACGGCUGUGGCCCUAUCCCGGGCGUCCUCCUCGUGUCUUUGUCAGCAACUAAAGUGGCCUUUGCGGGUUCGCCCGCCUGGACUGUUGUGGCAGCGACGUUCCACCUGCCGCUGCCACCUAGCGUGUCCUCGGUGGAUCCGGGGACACAGGACUUAUCAACCCUCCACCAGGUCCUCCCUCCACCCUCCCUUCAUUUUCAGACUGUCUCAUUGUGGGAGGGGGUUCUCUUUAUUGCUAUUUUUUUUGGGGCAUCUGGGAUCUGCCCCUUAAGGGGGGGGGGGGUAAUGUUGUGAUCCGGCUUCCGGAUCACACAUCUCUAGCAUGUUUAUGUCCUUUUUGUAUUGUCCUAUGUUUUGAUCAUGUUUUGGACUCUACCGAUCCCGUUUGUUAGCGCACUUCCUUGUUUUGUACUUUCACCAUGGCAACCUAAUUACGCCUCCUGGACGGAAUCACUACGCACACCAGUUUUGAAUUAUUUGUGUGGUAUUUAAGACCACCUGCUACCUUAGUUCCUCCUGGCUGUUUCGUUUGCUCACGCAACAAGUUACGAUCUGUUAUUCUUCAUUGUUUUUACUCUGCUAAGUUUUAGCUUAGCUUUCCGCGCGCUCGGCUCACGUUGCUUAUGGACUUUUGAACUCUACCCUUGCUACAAGUAGCAUUUAGCUUUCCGUGCGGUGGCACGCCUUUUCUUUUCCUUUGUCAAGUGUUUUGUUGUGUUUUAUUAUUAGAUCUGGUUCCUACCUCCACUCCUGCUUGCUCCCGUCUUUGGCAUCUUGGGGCCGACACCUCCGCGCAUCACAAUGCGCUCACAAAAUCGUAACACUUUACGAUAAAUACAGUGGCGGCAAACUCCGUGGCUUGCUAGCUUGUUUGCGCUGGCUUUCGGAGACUCUUAUUUUGUUAGCGCAGGCGCGAUGGAGCGGCACUUUUAUUGUAAAGACAAGAAGUGUGCGA
Messenger RNA from Nerophis ophidion (straightnose pipefish), 2174 nucleotides. RefSeq lists its product as uncharacterized. The record is from RefSeq and is a predicted model, not a curated record. The transcript has 4 exons. The coding region runs from base 1 to 1272 and encodes 423 amino acids. NCBI's taxonomy places the organism in Eukaryota, Metazoa, Chordata, Actinopteri, Syngnathiformes, Syngnathidae.